CAGUCAUACAUAUGAAAGCUAUUAAAAAGUCGUCAGCAUCCAUUGUAACGGGGAAUAAAGUUCAAACUAGAACUUAUAGACUCAGGCAGACCACUGCAAGAGACAAUAAACUAAACUUUGUGGGACUGAAGUAUCUCAGCUCUAGUUUAAAAAAACAGAAAGAUCCAACAAAAACUUCUAAGAAGAGUAGCCGACUCAAAGUAUUCAAAUUUGAUCCCUCAAUAGUCAGAAGCAGAAAGCCUUCAGCAAGAGGAAAAUAGAGCAAUUUUUGCUAAAAAGGCUAAUCAAAUUUCAACCAAAAGGAUUAUAGAGGACUACGAUAGGGAAGAUAUCUUCCUUCCUUACAAUGAAACAUUCCAACUAAAAGACUAUCUAGAGUACGAGGAUGAAGAAGCAAAUCAAGCAACUAUUAAUGAAGAAAAAUGCUUAAAACCUCAAUCUCAUUGGACGAAAAUUUACACCUCAAUAAUGGAGAAACCCUAUUUUCUUAAAUAGACUCAAAGGUGUGAGGUUACAAAACCAAUCAAGGUCAAGAAGAAGACACAAGAUUGAAGAAAAGUUUCAAGACAUUCUUUCUAAAACUAUUCAACUCAAAGCGGGCAAUAAAUAGAAGCCAACCAAGAGAUAAUGAGCAUGGAAUCAAUAUCACCUUUAAUACCUUCAAGGUUAGUGAACACAAAUCAAGCACAAAUUCCCUCAGCAAGGCAAUUAAAAGAAGGAAAUAAAAGCUCCAUUGGCAUCAAACCCUCAACCUUGGAGAGAAUAGCAAGCCCAAAGAAAGGUUUACACAACUUCGGACACAAGCGACGUAGCAUGGAGGUAGACUGUACUAACAAAUUAAAAAUUGCACCUUUGAAAGGCCUGAAGUUAGAUAAUAUCUUCACGUACUCUCGCAAGCCUAAAAAUACUCCAAUGGCUAAGCUGAUAAACCUUAGCUGUGAAAAUCCGAGUUUAGAGAGAAUAAAAACCAUGAAGAAGACUUGUAUUGAAUUACAGAAGUGGGUCAAGUCCCAUGCCAAAUCAAGAUCACAAGACUUUCAUAUAGAAGCUGAGAAUCUUAAGCUUAAUUUUGAUAACUUUAUUCAAAAAUAG
Messenger RNA from Moneuplotes crassus, 1092 nucleotides. The record is from the annotation of a GenBank genome assembly. NCBI's taxonomy places the organism in Eukaryota, Ciliophora, Spirotrichea, Euplotida, Euplotidae.